Molecule: messenger RNA, 627 nt
Organism: Durusdinium trenchii
Lineage: Eukaryota; Dinophyceae; Suessiales; Symbiodiniaceae
Source: the annotation of a GenBank genome assembly
AUGGCGGUCCUGGUGAACUAUGUGAUGCCACAGUCAGCGGAACAGAACCUGCAAACUGCAUGGGCCUAUCUCAGGCAGUAUAUGAACAGGCUGUCAAUGUUCCUGCGUGCUGCCGGAAAGUUUCCGAAAUUGAGAGGCAAGGGUUCUGAGAUUCGACACUUCGGGAAGGCUUUGCUGUCGCUCUGGUCAAAGGAGAUGAAUGUGCAUCUUUCUUUGCACAAAAAAAAUUUGCUCAUGUUGCAGCUGAACGUGGAACUUGAGGACACAAUUACCGAGUUCAAGGAGGAGUUCAGUUUCCCCCCAGGCAUCGCACAAAGAUUUGAAGAGGCUUGCUCUCAGAUGCUCUUGCUCCUGACCCAAAUUGCAGAGCAUUACUUACAGGAAGACAUCAAAUACUUUGACAUUACGAGCAAGUGUCAUAUGGUACAAGAAUUGGCCAUUAUGUCAAAAUGCAUUUCGCCUAGAGUUGUGUGGGUGUUCGCCGGAGAAGACCAAAUGCAAAAGAUGCAGUCCAUAGCCCAAACCUGUACUCGGGGCAACAAAGUUCCCCAACAGUCUGUCAAGCUUUGCCGCCAUUACCGUUUGGCUUUGCAUUUCCUUUUUGAAGAGCAGUGUGUUGGGCUGUAA